GCCUUAGCGCCAAUGCUCAAAACAUCAGCGUCGUUUUCAGUUUGAAACUGUUUUUCUUGUAGCGUCACUAUAAUUUAGUCUGUGUUACUCGUUAAUUGUGCUAAGUGUUUAGUUAGUCGUUGUGUUAAUGGCACGCGGGAGUUGCUAAGUUCAUAGCCGUGCUAAUUAAGUGUCAGUUUGUUAUCUAUUUUUGUGCCAGCAGCCGAGAUGAGCGCAUUCGAGAUCACAGUGACGCCGUCGCGUCAGAAGCAGAAGAAGCGCAUCGAGGGACGCGAGCCCGCCGUGGUGGUCAUGGCUCCGUUCUCGGCCAAGGCAAUUGUGCAGUUCGAGGACGUGCCCGUAACCAAGACGGCCCGGCGCCAGGUGCGCGUCAUCAACCCCAGCGACGACGACAUUGAGGUCAAGGUGACGAAUGCCAUUCCCGAGGAGCACAACCUGAGCCUCGAAUGGCGGGCGCACACUGUGCCUGCGCGCGACGAGGUGGUCAUGGAGCUGGUCUGGAGUCCCCAGCUGGAGGUGGCCUGCAAGGAGACGUUGCAUCUGAUAGACAACCGCAAUUUUCGCAAGGAGGUGAUGAUCAUACUCAAGAGCAGGAGCAACCAGCCGGUCAAGAACACGCGCAAAUUUCCUACCGUGGGCAAAACCCUGCAGCUGAAGUCGCCGACGAGCGGCGCUAAGAAGAGCAUUGUCUCAGCGGUGGUACAGCAAAAGAAGCGCCUGUCCACGGCGGCAACGGCGACGACAGCGCCUUCGUUGAAGCCGACAUGGCGACCAUCUGUUGCUUCUCGUCCUGCUGCCCGCCCGCCGACCCGUGCUCCUGCUCCCGCACCAGCUCCGCUCACAGAGAAGAAUGUGUACAAGCAGGAGCCAGUCUAUAUAUCGCCACAGCCGCGCAGCCUCAAGGAGAACCUGAGUCCCAUGACGCCAGGAAAUCUUCUAGAUGUGAUCGAUAAUCUGCGCUUCACACCGCUCACCGAGACCAGGGGCAAGGAUCCGGCUAGCAUAAUGCCGGACAACCUUGCUGCAUGGCCCACUCCCGAUCUUAGGGGAGGUAAGAGCAAGCCAAUUGUAAACGACAUGCGACCGCGACGCAUUACGCCCGACGAUCUGGAGGAUCAGACACCCACAAACAAGACCUUUGAUAUUCGGCAUUCGGAGACCAUAAAUCUUUCCGUAGACACUUUGGACUGCUCCCGUUCCGAGAUGGUUCUGCAGACUACCACGACCAUUCACCAUGCCACACACACCAGGGCUUUGGAAUGCAUUCGUGAGGAGGAGGGCUCCAGUCCGCCGAGGAUGCAGACCAAGGGCAGGGCACCCGAUCUGAAGAGAGAUAUCCAACUUGUAGGCUCCCCGCUGCGAAAGUAUUCAGAGUCUAUGAAGGAUCUGUCACUGGGAUCGACCCAGGCCAAGUUUGCCAUUCAGGGCUCUAUGCCGAAUCUCAACGAGAUGAAGAUCCGUUCGAUUGAACAGAACCGCUACUACCAGGACCAGCAAGUUCAGUUGGAAACGCAGAAGGGCCUGAUUAGCUCAUCCAGCAGCGAGACGAGUCUGGUGGGCCAGCAGGAUGUGCUUUUCAACCAAAACGAAAUCCUCGCCCAGUCAAGUCGCUUCAAUCUGCAUGAACUGGGCCGUAAGUCACGCAGGGGAAGUCCGGUGAAGCAGUCAAAUCCCCACAAGCGCCGCUCGCACGAACUAAGUUUCUCCGAUUCGCCCAGCAAUGAAUCACUGCAUCGCCAGGACACAAUGCCUCUCUCCCCGCCCAAGAAGCAGCGCGUGGAGGACACCAGCCUGCUAAAGGGUGCAGCGCCAGCCAAUGCCUCUGCCCGAAGCUCUGGAGCUCACGCCUGGACUCACACGCAGCCCAAAAAGUUCAAGCUGGCCACCACGUUGGCCCUGAUGAAGAAAACAACCACGCCGCGGAAGGUGAGAGACACUAGCGGAGUCCAGGCUUCUGUCAAGCUGUACGAUUCUGAACUAUACAUGCAGACGUACAUAAACCCGGAUCCGUUUGCGGCCACCACCACAGCGGAUCCCUUCCUGGCAUCCACAAUGUAUCUGGAUGAGCAGGCGGUGGAGCGUCACCAGGCGGACUUCAAGAAGUGGCUCAAUGCCCUGGUAUCUAUACCCGCCGAUUUGGAUGCGGAUUCCGACAGCAAGAUAGACGUGGGCAGGCUCUUUAACGAGGUACGAAACAAGGAGCUGGUUGUGGCGCCCACCAAGGAGGAGCAGUCUAUGAACUAUCUCACCAAAUACCGCCUGGAGACAUUGCGCCGGGCAGCCGUAGAGCUGUUCUUCAGCGAGCAGAUGCGCCUGCCCUGCUCCAAGGUGGCCGUGUAUGUGAACAAGCAGGCGCUGCGCAUCCGCAGCGACCGGAACCUGCACCUGGACGUGGUCAUGCAGCGUACCAUCCUGGAGUUGCUGCUCUGCUUUAAUCCGCUUUGGCUGCGCCUUGGACUGGAAGUGGUCUUCGGAGAGAAGAUCCAAAUGCAGUCCAACAGGGACAUUGUGGGCCUCAGCACCUUUAUCCUUAAUCGCUUGUUCCGGAACAAGUUCGAGGAGCAGAGGUACAGCAAGGCCUACACCCUCACCGAGGAGUACGCGGAGACCAUCAAGAAGCACACCCUGCAGAAGAUCCUGUUCCUGCUACUAUUCCUUGACCAGGCCAAACAGAAGCGCAUUGUCAAGCACAAUCCCUGCUUGUUCGUAAAGAAGUCGCCGCACAAGGAGACCAGGGACAUCCUCCUGCGCUUCUCCUCGGAGCUGCUGGCCAACAUUGGCGACAUCACCCGGGAGCUGCGACGCCUGGGAUAUGUGCUCCAACACCGUCAAACCUUCCUAGACGAGUUCGAUUACGCCUUCAACAACCUGGCCGUGGACCUGAGGGAUGGAGUAAGGCUGACCCGUGUUAUGGAGGUUAUUCUCCUGCGCGACGAUCUCACCCGUCAGUUGAGAGUGCCCGCCAUUUCACGUCUCCAGCGCAUCUUCAACGUCAAGCUGGCUCUGGGUGCCCUGAGUGAGGCCAACUUCCAACUGGGCGGUGACAUCAACGCCCCGGACAUCGUAGACGGACAUCGCGAGAAGACCCUCUCCCUGCUCUGGCAGAUCAUCUACAAGUUCCGUUCGCCCAAGUUCCAUGCUGCCGCCGCGGUGCUCCAAAAGUGGUGGCGGCAACGCUGGCUGAGUGUGAUUAUCCAGAGGCGCAUACGCCACAAGGAACUGAUGAGACGUCACCGAGCGGCUACAAAAAUCCAGGCAGUCUUCAGAGGUCACCAGAUGCGUAAAUAUGCCAAGUUAUUCAAGGCGGAGCGAAUCCAGGCAGCCAUCGUCCUACAGAAGUUCACACGUCGCUUCCUGGCCCAGAAGCAACUCUAUCACACCUACCACAGCAUUGUCACCAUCCAGCGCUGGUGGCGGGCCCAACAGCUUGGUAGGCAGUGCCGUCAGAAAUACUUGGAACUCCGGCAAGCGGUCAUCUUCCUGCAGCGCAUCUGGCGGCGUCGUCUCUUCGCCGAGAAGCUACUGGCAGCGGCGGCCACAGCACGUCUCCAACGAUCCCAAAAGCAACAGGCAGCUGCCAGUUAUAUCCAGAUGCAGUGGCGCAGCUAUCGUCUAGGUAAGCUUCAACGGCAGGAGUACCUGCGUCAGAGACAGCUCAUUGUCUUGGUUCAGCAGAGGAUACGGGCCAAGUGGUGCAUGCAGAAGCAGCGAACGGAGUUCCUGCGACUCCGAAAGUCAGUUCUCAACAUUCAGCACCGCCGGCGAGCUCAGCUUUUAAUGCGGAAGCAAAGGGCUGACUACCUUUCACUCCGCUCCAGUGUUCUUAAGAUCCAGGCUCAUAGGAGGGCCACGAUCAAGAUGAGAAUUGAUUGGCGUAACUACCAGGCCACAAGGAAGAGUGUUCUUUGGGUGCAACAGCAUCUGAGGGCCACCUGGAAAAUGCGUGAGGAAAGAGCAAAGUAUACAAAGCUUCGUCAGGCCACAGUUCUCAUUCAGAGAAGGUAUCGUGUGCACCAAGAUAUGAUCAAGGAUCGCAAUGCCUACCUCAAGGUGCGUCAGUGCAUCAUCAAUGUCCAGCGCCGCUGGCGAGCCACUUUGCAGAUGCGACGCCAGAAGGAAAUCUACAAAAAGCUGCAAUUCUCUGCCAGAUGCGUACAGACCCAGUACCGGGCCAAGCGCCAAAUGCAGAAGCAACGCUGUGAGUAUCUGCAACUGAGGAGGGCAGCUUUGGUGAUCCAACAAUGGCGAAGAGCUAUGCUCCAGAUGCGAAAACAGCGUCACCAAUACCUGCGAUUACGCGAGGUAACCAUCAAUGUGCAGCGACGAUUCCAUGCCCAUAAGGCCAUGAGAUUUCUGCGGGCCAAGUAUCGAGGCACUCAGGCCGCCGUAAGCUGUAUCCAGAUGCACUGGCGUGGUCAUCUCCUGAGGAAGCAUCAACGAAGUAGUUUCCUGGAGCUUCGCCAGGCAGCCAUCACACUGCAGCGAAGAUACCGAGCUCGCCUGGCCAUGAAGAAGCAGAUGAAGAGCUACGUUCAGCUCAAGAAGGCAGCUAUUAAUAUUCAAACUCGCUAUCGAGCCAAGCUGGAGAUGCAAAAGCAGCAGUCCCUGUAUCAACACCAAAGGAAUGCCAUCAUCAAGAUCCAACAGAGAUAUCGAGGCAAGCUGGAAAUGAAGAAGCAGAUGAGACAAUAUCAGAGGCAGCGUCAGGCUGUCAUUAGCCUCCAACGUUGGUGGCGCGGGCUGCGCGAAAUGUGGAUACUAAGAAAUGGCUACCGGCGAGCGCGUACCAGUUCCAUAAGUAUCCAGCGCAAGUGGCGGGCCACAGUGCAGGCCCGUCUUCAGAGAAAGAUAUUCCUGGACACCAUCCGCAAGGUUCGACUUCUGCAGCAGUUCAUCCGAGCCACUCUGCUGAUGCGACAACAGCGCAAGGACUUCGAGAUGACGCGAAAUGCAGCUGUGGUCCUCCAGCGUCGAUUCCGUGCCCGUCAAGCCAUGCUGAAAGCUCGACAAGACUAUCAGCUGGUAAAAUCAUCUGCUAUUCUCGUGCAGCGUAGGUUCCGUGCCAAUUGCAGCAUGAAGCGCGCAAGCCAAGAGUUUAUCCACCUGCGCCAUGUGACCAUCCAUCUGCAGCAAAAGUUCCGCGGCAAGCAGAUGAUGCUGGAGCAACGAGAGCAUUUCCUUCUACUGCGAAAGUCGAUUCCGGACUUCCAGGCCCACGUCCGGGGCUACAUGGCCCGCAAACGUUUUCAGGCGCUGAUGACGCCCGAGAUGAAGGAACUGAUUCGCCAAAAGCGAGCCGCCAAGGUAAUACAGCGCUAUUGGCGUGGCUAUAUUAUACGAAGGCGCCAGCGGCAUCAGGGACUUUUGGCCAUUAGAAAACGUCUUGCCCAGUUGCGGCAGGAGGCCAAGACGACGAACUCGGUGCGCUGCAAGCUCCAGGAGGCGGUGCGAUUCCUUAGGGGACGCUUCAUAGCCUCGGAUGCCUUGGCUGUGCUCAAACGGCUGGAUGAACUCUCGCGCACAGUACCGCAUCUGCUGAUGGGUUGCUCCGAGUUUAUGUCCACUUUCUGCUAUGGAAUCAUGGCCCAGGCCAUCCGCUCAGAGGUGGAUAAGCAGUUGAUCGAGCGCUGCAGCCGCAUUAUCCUCAAUCUGGCCCGCUAUAACACUGCGAACACGUUCCAGGAAGGCGGUCUGGUCACUAUCGCACAGAUGCUGUUGCGGUGGUGCGACAAGGACAGUGAAAUCUUCAACACGCUGUGCACACUUAUCUGGGUCUUUGCCCACUGUCCCAAGAAGCGAAGGAUCAUCCACGACUUUAUGACCACCACAGAGGCCAUUUACAUGGUUCGCGAGACAAAGAAGCUGGUGGUCCGUAAGGAGAAGAUGAAGCAGAAUGCCCGGAAGCCCGCAAUCGUUCCGAUGGGACGCUAUGAGACAAACAAAGCACCGGUCUUCACAAAGAGCGCCUUGCCCAGCCUGGAGCCGGACUUUGGCAUCAUUCGGUUCAGUCCCUACACCUUCGUCUCGUCUGUCUUCGCCUUCGACACCAUACUGUGUAAGCUGCAAGUAGACAUGUUUUAGUUCUUAAUAUUGCUCGUUUGAAACGUUUCCAUGUUGUGGUUUGUCCCUUUAUUAUAAGCAAAAUUGUUACCCUCCGAUUUAGUUUUAAGGAAACAACUGAACGCAUAUUAGUCAAGUUAGGAGGACCAUCACCAUGUAGGAUAUACAUAUAUAUAAGCUGAUUUUGUAACUGCUAGCCAAACUAUGUUUAUUGUUUUUUAUGAAAAGAUCACGAAAUAAAUACAACUAAGA
Messenger RNA from Drosophila serrata, 6312 nucleotides. It is a transcript of the gene asp, whose product is annotated as microtubule assembly factor abnormal spindle. The record is from RefSeq and is a predicted model, not a curated record. Gene Ontology annotation, biological process: mitotic cell cycle; spindle organization; establishment of meiotic spindle localization. Gene Ontology annotation, molecular function: calmodulin binding. NCBI's taxonomy places the organism in Eukaryota, Metazoa, Arthropoda, Insecta, Diptera, Drosophilidae. Gene Ontology annotation, cellular component: spindle pole.